UGUGCCCGUUCGGUAGCAUAAGCCGACUAACGCUGCGGUGCGCCGUCCGCCGUCGAUGAUCGAGGAGGAAGCGGAGCCGGCCGACAGUGGCUCGGAACCCGACAAACACUCCGACUACCAGUCGAGUUCCAGCAGAACCAGCUGGCUACCACAGUCACAGCCGAUUAACAUCAGCCGCGUGGCCACGUCUCCCGCGCACCUGUCGCCGCCGCACCAGGACCUGCUCCGCUCGUGCUCCCACCCCGGCUCCCCGGACCGUAAGGGAGCCGGCACGGGAGCCGAGGAGCGGCCCCGGAGCCUGGAGGGUCUGAUGGAGCGGGGUAUUACCGAACCACCGCCGGCAGUGCGACCAGCAGACGGCGUCAGCGAGCAAGACGACGAGGACGAAGAGCUCCGCCGGCAGCGUCACUCGGUACCCUCGCAGACCCAGUACGCCCAACAGCUGUCCAUCCUGAACCAGCAGCUGCAGCUGGGAGCGCCCGGCGGAUCGGCCAGCUCCCUGUUCUCCACGGCUGUCAUCAGCGGGUCGUCGUCGGCGCCCGAGCUCAAGUCACUCUUCACGCCUGUCACGGCCAUCGGUAUCGAGGGCUGCGGCGGCGUGCCGUCCAUCCGGCCUUUAGAGACGCUGCACAACGCCAUGUCACUGCGUCAGGUGAACGCCUUCAUCGACCGGGUCACCUCGAUGGAGUUCCGCGCACCGCCGCCGGCGGCCGCCGACCAGCCGGAGCGGCCGCCGCCGCUCGGCCUGCACUCACCAACUCACAGUCUCAGCAUCAGCGGUCCAUCAUCAUUCGUCUCAUCUCCGGGCUCUACGACACCGCUGGACGGGGCGAGAGCAGUCAGCGACGGCUGGUAGCACCGGCUGGUAGCACCGGCUGGUAGCACCGGCUGGUAGCGCCGGUUGUUACCGCCGUCAUGCAGAGGCUUCAGUAUCUGCGGUCCCACAGUGGCAGACUGCACUGUCGUCCUACAGAGGCUAGAGUUUGGGUCCGUGAUGCCGUACUACAGAGGCUCUAUGGUCGGUGAUACAAGACUUCAGAGGCUAUGGUCCGUGAUAGCGGCCUACAGUACGUCAGUGGCCCAGGGUUCCGCCUGCUGGCCCAGAUGAUCGCAGUCAGUGAUAGGGUCUGUCUCUGUGGGUUGCAGUCUGUCAAAGGGGCCGACUUAGAGACUGUAGUUCGUUACAGAACCGACCUACAAGCUACAGUUUGGUACAGGCUGACCUAUUGACCGCAGUCCUUGACAAGGCCUGACUUAUUAAUUAUAGCUCGUGAUAAGCCGCCACCGGACCGAUCGGACGCCGGUGGCGGCCGUCCCUUCACCUUCCGUGCAAUGCGCGCCGCCCGCCGCGGUGGGCGGCCAGUGAUGACGUGAUCGUGAGUUAGUGACGUCAGUCGAUGACGUACCUGACGUCAGUGAUGUGACGCCGGAGUAUUAUCAGUGUAACGGCCGAGCCGGUACUCCGGUUGAGGUGUUUUGUAUACGGCGGCGCGGGCGGUGACGGGGUCGGUUUGUCGGGCUGCCGUGCCGUCCGCGCCCCACUCAUGUGCAGCUGAUUAUCGCCAACAGAUGGCUCAGUGUGGCGCCGCCGCCGCGCCGCCGCGCACCGUGAUAGUGUCGCCGACCGGUCGGUGGACAGUCUCAGUCAGGGCGCUGUGUAUGCCCGAUAACUCAUCAGGAGUAUCGCUCUCUAAUCGUAUUUAUCUUGCUGUGUGACGCGUCCUCUCAGAACAAACAACCUCGUGAUGGUCGCCCGUGUCUCACGACCCGUAAUCGCCCGAUAGGGGCGCGCGCAGUGUUCGUUUCAGGACUGCGCGCCCGUGAAAACGGUCCCCGUCGGUCGUAUCGAUGCGGCUAGUGAAUGCACCGCCGGGGGUCUUGGAGGUAUUUUGAUACCGGGGAUUCAUGAGCAUGUGGCUGCCAAAGUGUUCAGCGCGCACCAUUGUAUGUCAUUUCGGGGGACACCGGGUAUUUCGGGACAUUCGCCGAUGUGUCUCACAGUUGUUUCAUGUUGGGUACCGUUUGGUACCACAUUGUGUACCAAUGUACCGUGCCUGCGUACCUAACCGCCGGUACCCCAUAUGAGCUGGGAACACCCAAUACAGACAGACUGAGUACAGA
Amphibalanus amphitrite is the source of this 2121-nucleotide messenger RNA. RefSeq names its product inositol hexakisphosphate and diphosphoinositol-pentakisphosphate kinase-like. The record is from RefSeq and is a predicted model, not a curated record. The coding region runs from base 56 to 856 and encodes 266 amino acids. Lineage: Eukaryota; Metazoa; Arthropoda; Thecostraca; Balanomorpha; Balanidae. The transcript has 7 exons.